AUGAUCAUAAUCUCGCAACCGGACGUUCUCGAACUUUCGUCACCAUUCCACGUGCACGCCGAACAAAAAGCCGUCAAAUGCGUGAAGAAAAAGACGAUCGAGUUCCAGACGGACAUUUUCAUCGCUCCGAAACCCAAAUCAUACGCUGAACUCAAGAAAACGUUGUCAAAGGACACUGCAAAAGUUACAUCAAGAUCGAGAUCGAUGAAUAUGAAUGAUAAUUCGAAGGUAGAUCAAGAGGGAGUUUGUAAGAUCUACUUGUCGCCGAAAGGAAUAUAUAUUCAAAUGGUUCAAAUAUUCCACGAUUUCAAAGCGGUACCGUAUGACGAGGGAGAUCCAGAUGCGGAAUCAGAGAAGCCCAGGGAGAAUACUUAUCCGAAUAUGUUGAAGAUAAAGUUAGCCGGUGAUGGGAAGAAAUCGGUGGAGGGAGAUCUUCGUCUGGUGUUUUCGGAGGUGGCGAUUAUGAAGAAGGAGUGUUGUAAUUGUGGGGUUACGGUGAAUAUUGGGUUGAAGGAUGUGACUAAUAUUGGAACCGCCUCUAUCAAUACGAAAAAAGAGGUCACUGACCCAUCCAAAUCUAUCAAAUUCAUCCAGAAUGUACAGUUUGAUGAGAAGAAAAUGAGCCUGAUGAUAAGCCACGCAGCGAUCGCUGAUGUGAGUGAGAAGACGAAUUCGGAGACGGGAACGAUUGAGUUGAAGGAGAAGAUUGAGAGCUCUAUUAAGUAUUGA
Messenger RNA from Caenorhabditis remanei, 729 nucleotides. RefSeq lists its product as uncharacterized. The record is from RefSeq and is a predicted model, not a curated record. Lineage: Eukaryota; Metazoa; Nematoda; Chromadorea; Rhabditida; Rhabditidae. The transcript has 3 exons. The coding region runs from base 1 to 729 and encodes 242 amino acids.